GUGAAAAAGAGAAAAAGGCCCAUUCUGGAUCUGGACCUAAGAAAAUACUUUGCGUGAGUUGCUCUUACUGGUCAACUCUUCUUCUUCAAAUCUCAAAUCUCAAAUCUGAAAUAUCAGAGAGGGAUUGAGGGGUCACAGAGCAAUGGGGGCAUUAACAACGGCGCUGAUAGCAAUUGGAGGCGUAGUUCUCGGCUGGAUCACCAUCGAGAUGGCUUGCAAGCCUUGUCUUGAAAAAGGUCGAGAAGCCAUUGAUCAAAAUCUCAACCCAGACUAUGACCCAGAUGAUCAACACAGUAUCCGGGAACCUCUAACUGCAAACGCAACUCAAGACACCGAUCCGGAUUCCGCUUCUUCAACUGCCGUUAAAAUUGUCUGAUCAUAUCCUAUUCUCCUCCCUAUUUUGCUUGAUUGCAAUUGCCCCCCUUACAAUUCUUUUUUUUUUUUUUUUAAAGUUUGGAGUCUUAAGAGGGGUAAUCGAAAUAUAAAUGCUUUUCUGUUUUUGGGUGUUCUUUUUUUUCCCCUAUUGUAAUAUGUUUGUUGAGAAAUUCGUAUAUUAGCUUUGAAGUUGUUUGUUU
Molecule: messenger RNA, 575 nt
Organism: Solanum lycopersicum (tomato)
Lineage: Eukaryota; Viridiplantae; Streptophyta; Magnoliopsida; Solanales; Solanaceae
Product: outer envelope membrane protein 7
Source: RefSeq, a predicted model, not a curated record